Molecule: messenger RNA, 4145 nt
Organism: Babesia bovis T2Bo
Lineage: Eukaryota; Apicomplexa; Aconoidasida; Piroplasmida; Babesiidae
Product: RecF/RecN/SMC (structural maintenance of chromosome) N terminal domain family protein
Exons: 1
Coding region: 50-4090 (1346 amino acids)
Biological process (GO): mitotic chromosome condensation
Cellular component (GO): chromosome
Molecular function (GO): ATP hydrolysis activity; ATP binding; protein binding
Source: RefSeq, a predicted model, not a curated record
GCAGAUAAUACCAUGAAAUAGUCCUAAUAUAUAGUAUAGGAUUAUAAAUAUGGAAGAAGACACAUCUUUAACGUUGAAAGAUUACGCAUCAACAACUAGAAAUAGACAACGAAUACCGGAACAUGUACGAGCCAUCGGAGCUGAAACACGUAACUUAAAUGAACCGGUCAGAAGGCUUAUCAUUAAUAAAGUUGUACUGCGUAACUUUAAAAGCUAUGGAGGUACAACGGUAAUUGGUCCAUUCCAUAAACGUUUUACAUCGAUAGUCGGACCCAAUGGAUCGGGAAAAAGUAAUGUUAUCGAUGCUAUGUUGUUCGUUUUUGGAUUCAGAGCUAAACAAAUGCGUUUUGACAAGCUUUCAGAUCUCAUACACAACUCACAAGCUUACCUGACGCUUAGCAAAGGAAAACCACUACAAUCCAUGGAAGUAGCAGUACACUUCUGCGAAAUUAUAGAUAGUGAUCCAGAUGUAGAUGAAUACGAUAUAGUACCAGGAAGCGAAUUAGUCAUAUCUAGAGAAGUACAACGUGAUAAUACAUCAAAGUACAGAAUUAAUGGAAAGAACGCAACACAAAAAGAUGUAUCCAAUUCAUUGAAAAGUUUCGGAAUGGAUCUUUAUAAUAAUAGAUUUCUUAUACUGCAAGGAGAAGUCGAACAAAUCGCACAAAUGAAACCUAAAGCAACAAGACCUGAAGAAGAAGGCCUAUUAGAAUAUCUUGAAGAUAUAAUUGGAACGAACCAAUAUUUAGAUGCAAUACGCGAAGCUCAAAAAAACUACGAAGAAAUACAAGAUAACCAUCAAGAACGAUUUAAUCGAGCUAGAGUUGCACAAAAGGAAGUUGAUGACCUAAUGGAGUCCAAAAGAGAAGCUGAUGAAUAUAUUGCCAAAGAAAAGCGGCUAUUACAAGCACAAGAAGUUCUAGCGCAUAAGGAAAUUGAAUCCAUAGUGCAUAAACGUGAUGAAUAUUCAGAAAAGCUUGAUGAGUUGGAAAAAAGUUUCAGCAGUGCUAAUGCAGAAAUGGAAGCAUUGCAAGCAGCACGCGCAGAAGAUACAAAGAAUAUACAGAAAGUUGAUACCGAGUUGUCAUCGAUCAAAAAAAUACAAAAGAAAUUAAAUGAUAACUUGCAAAAAAUGGUAGCCAAAGAUGAGGAUCUGCGCAAACAGCUGUUAAGGGAAGUUAAAAAGGUUGAAGAAAAAACAAAAUCUAUUAAACAAGCUGGCACAAACAAACCGAAGUUAGAACAGGAGGCACUUGAUAACCUGUCUCGUGCAGAUAAACUGAUGGAUAAAGUGCCAGAGUUACAAGAACAACUGGAUAAAGCAGAACACGCAGUGGAAGAACUAAUGGAGCAAUUGAAACCUGAACUUGAAGCAGCAAAUGCAGAGCUUGCAAAAUGUGAAUCAUGUUUAGCACCAUUGCAGGUAGCAUAUGAUGAAGCUAAAAAGGAUAUCAGUAUACUCAACUCAUCAAUCAAGCUACUAGAAGAUAGGAAACUAGAAGAUGAAAGUAAUAUAAACUCAAUCAAUGAAAUGACUCAAAAAUUAAUUGAAUCAUUAAAAGAGCAUAAAACUGUACUUAAUAGAGAUGAAACUGAACUGGAAAAACACCGUGUCAUUUUCGAUGAUUACGGACAAAAGAUAAAUGAAAUCGAGCCUGUACUAAAAUCAAAAACGCAGUGGUGUACACAAAAACGUGGUGAAUAUGAAUCUCUGAAAAGGGACCUUGAUGAAAUGGUUGGAUCAAAUGAUCAAUACAAAUAUAUCAUGGGAUUAUCCGCUAGCGGCAAAAUUAGAGGUAUACACGGUAGACUUGGCGAUCUGGGAUCUAUAGCACCCGAAUAUGAAAAUGCAUUCAUGGCAGCUGCAGGAGGCCAAGUUGAUGUGUUAGUAGUAGACACACCAGAUGUUGCAUCGCAGGUGUUCGAUGAACUGCGAAAACGUAACCUCGGACGAUGCUCUGCAUUGGCCCUAAGUGUACUGAACAAUGAUCUUAGAAGGCAGAUGGAGGCGUUCGAUCGCAACUCUGCUGAUAGAUUAACUGAUGAUGUACAAUACCUAGUACAGUUGGUACAACCAUCACAACCCAUUUACCGCGUAUGCUUCUUUUCAGCUCUACGUGAAACGCUACUCGCACCUAAUCUUGAAGUCGCAACCAAGGUGGGUUAUAAACAUAGAAGGCGUGUAGUCACACUCGAAGGGGAGUUAAUUGAACCUGAUGGACGUAUGAGUGGAGGUGGUAUAAAGGCCAGGAAGGGAGGUGGCAUCAACACAAAGGGCCGUUCAUCGUCAGCAACUGGCAAGCCAACUAUUGACCCUGCGCAACUGGAACUCAUGUCUAAGGAAAUAGACACUGCUACUAAAGAAAUAUCACAAAUGAAGGAAGAUAUCUCGCAGUACACACUCAGACAAAAUAUGAUUGCUAAAACAAUAAAGGAGCUUGAAUAUAACAUCGAUCUUUUGAAGCAUACCGUGCAUAAUGAAGAAGUACAAUUAGAAGAAUUAUCGGGGCGAAUGAAACAGUUAGAAGAGAAUAAACAAACUGCUGAAAGUGAGAACCAAAUAUCAAAAAUGAAGGCAAAACUCAUGCAAAUGGAAACUAAUGCAGCUAUAACAGCUGAAAAGGUCAAAGAGCAUGAGAAAAUCGUAGCAAAUGCUUACGAAGCGGUUAAUAAUGUUGGUAAAGGAAAACUACGCGUGGCAAAAACACGGGUUGCCGAAAUCGAAAGUAAACUAUCAGAUACAAGACAAGAAGUAGAUAAAUUACGUAAAGAUGCAGCAAAGGGACAAGCGGAUGCAGCCAAGUGCACAAGAGAUAUUGAAAAAUACACCAAGGAAAUAGAACAACAUAAAGCACGAGAGAAGGACCUAGAAUCCCAAUUAAAUGACCUGGAAGAUGAAGCUGCAGCUGUCAGUAAUGAAAUGAAUAGCGUUACAGCUAAGGUAGACGAACUCCAAAAGCAAUUAGCCGAGAUUAACAAGGAACUAACUGCAAAAAAUAAACUCAUAGAAGAACACGAUCUCAUGUCCUUAGAGAUGCGCCACAAUAUAGAUGAUAUCAAGAAACAGAUCAAUUCAUUCCAACUUAAAUUAGGAGAACGAGAGAAGUAUUUGAAGGAUGUUGAGAAAUCGUUAAAAAGGACAAUAGCGUUAAUCAAAACUAGUGAAGAGGCGCAAGCAAUGGUAAAUGAAACCAUGAAAUUAACUGCACCAGUGAUGCCUAAAAUAAAAGACAAAAAGAAAUCAGAGAACUUCAAAUCAGUUGGCAAUGAUAAGGAAAGUGAUGAUAGUGAUGAGAAAGAAACUAAUGAUGUUAACACAAGUACAGAGGAAGAGGCCGACACCAAGAAACUUGAUAGUGGCACCUCUGGAAAAAACGAUACUACGCAAUUCGAAAAGUUAGAUAUAGAUCAACUACGUCAUCUUGUAGAAAAGGCCAAGAAGGAGCUUGGAAAUGUACCUAACCUAGGAGUCAUAGAUGACUUCAAAUUGAAGGCACAGGAAUAUAAUCGCAAACAGCAGGAACUAAAGGAUGUACAAGAGCGUCGUGAUGAGACAAAACGGACACUUGAUCAACUGUGUUUUAAAAGAAAAAGUGAAUUCAUGCACAAUUUCGCUAUAAUCGCAGCAAAACUAAAAGAAAUGUACCAAGCUAUUACACUAGGAGGUGAUGCGGAACUAGAACUUGUAGAUUCGACAGAUCCCUUCACAGAAGGUAUAUUGUUCUCAGUGAGACCGGCAAAGAAAAGCUGGAAACAAAUACAAAACCUUUCAGGUGGAGAAAAGACAUUAAGUUCACUGGCAUUGGUAUUCGCAUUGCAUCAUUAUAAACCUAACCCGGUGUACUUUAUGGACGAAAUUGAUGCAGCAUUGGAUUUCCGUAACGUUAGCAUUAUAGCACAGAACAUCAGAGAACGAACUAAGGACGCACAAUUCAUUAUCAUAUCGCUGCGCAGCCAAAUGUUCGAACUUUGUAACCAAAUGGUAGGAAUCUAUAAAACGGCGGACGUGACCAAAAGCGUUUGUAUAAAUCCAGCAGCAAUCGACAUGAGAAAACGUCAAUUAGACACUGAAAUGCUUCCUGGGGUCUAAUGUGUUAGUUACGUAUUGUGUAGCGCCAUAGUUAUGUCGUAUUGUUGUUUAUAUA